Molecule: messenger RNA, 1436 nt
Organism: Drosophila innubila
Lineage: Eukaryota; Metazoa; Arthropoda; Insecta; Diptera; Drosophilidae
Product: forkhead box protein P2
Exons: 1
Coding region: 97-1281 (394 amino acids)
Source: RefSeq, a predicted model, not a curated record
AGGCAGAAGCGCAAGCGUUAAGAACGAAGAACAAAUCAAGCGGUUCUUGAAUUUAUUGCUAGAUCUUGAAGAAGAUUUCGAGUGCGUCUAGAGAAGAUGCUGCUGCAGACUUUCACGCUGCUGCUGCUCAGCGCCACAGCGUUGACGUUGACGUCGCCGCCGGAGGGCACAACAGAGACGCCUCCAGCAAGCAGUCAGAGUCCGAAUCAAACUCCCAUUGGAGACAAGGAGGAGCAUUUUCCGGCUGAGGCACCCGCACAGGCGGAGCAAGCAGCUUUGGUAGAAACACAGCCUGGGUUUUUGCAACCGCCGUUGUCCUCGAUGCCCACUUUGGAGGCAGAAGAUGCACAGCGUCGACGUCUAAUCACCUAUGAUCAGCGGCAGGAGGGACAGUACAAUAUACGCGCCGAUCUGGAGAACUUUAUGAUUGUGCUAAUACCACCAGGACCACAGGAGGGACUCAGCCUGUUGGAUCUGCUGACGAAAUCCUCGUUACGUAGCGGAACCAAAGGCGGCCAGAGCAAGCGCAAGCAUGCACUGAAAUCCUUUUACCAACGACAACAGUUGCAACAACAGCAGCAACAACUACAACAACAGCAACUGCAACCACAACAGCAGCUGCCCAUUUCGGAUUUCAUAGAGGGACGCACACCUUACCAUGUGGACAUCUCGGCUGUCAGUGAGGAGCAGCAGCAGCAGCAUCCUCGUUUACAUCGGGAGCAGGUGGAUGUGCUGCCACCACAACUGUUGCCCCUGCCGCAGUUGAUUAAGCCGUUUCAUCUGGAGGCGGAACCAGAGCUGAUACAGGCCUUGCCACCAGUUGUUGCCAGCGGAAGCACCAACAAACUGCUAGAGAGCUACAACCAGAUGGGAUCCCAUUAUUAUCGUAAUUCACGUUCGCUGGGCGGCGACAACUUCCUGGACACGAAUCGCCUGACGCCUGAAUUUAGCUCCAGUUUCAAUGCUCGUGCCAUCAGUGUGCCAAUUUAUCGGUCCGAUGUUGCCCAUGCCAAUCGCAAUGCCAACGCCCUGUAUCCGCCCAUUGAUGUGCCCGCCUACAUUGUGAACGAGGCACAGCCACGCCUCUGGCAGCUGGACGAUGAACCGACGCCCAUUCGACCUAAGCACUUGAUCGAUGGCGAUGUCUUAAACUUUGAGCUGCUCAACGAUUCACUGGCCGACUCAAAGGCAUUGCUGCGGGAUGGGGAUAAAUUGGCACGCUGUGCGCCCGGACAGCGUCGUGAUAGCUACGGCGCCUGUCGCCAGCUCGAAGGCUACUGAGACUGGCACCUUUGACCUUUGAGACUGCUAAAUGAAAGCCUAUUUCAUAAGAUUAACACUAUGAUUAAUGAUAUAUGAUAACUGCUAAAUUUUGCAAAGUAAUAUAUUUAGUUUUAAGUUUACACAAUCAAUAAACAAUCACACUUGAAAUUCAA